UUGUGACAUUUUAGCUCUGUAAAAAGAUCACAAUGGCAGCCGAGGUUGCUCAACUGUUGCUCGCAGUAAUCCAAGGAAUACCAGGUGGAGCGACAAACGAUGACCUUACUAAAGCGUUGUCAGAUAUGCCCGCAGCUUCGCGGGUCGAAGGCCUGAAUGUAUUGUUGAAGCAAGGUGGCAUAGAGAUUUUGAAGAAAGGAGAGAAACUUAUUUACCGCGCCAAGGAUCCGGAAAAGAAGAGUGCACUGCCCAAAGAUGCGGAUAAUGAAGAGAAGGUGGUCUAUAGUAUUGUGGAGGAGGGCGGUAACAAAGGAAUUUGGAUACGUGACAUACGCAUGAAGUCUAAUUUGAAUAUGACUCAACUUAACAAAAUUCUCAAGAAUCUGGAAACCAAGAAACUUAUUAAAGCGGUCAAAUCUGUGAACGCAAGCAAAAAGAAAGUCUAUAUGCUUUACAACUUAGAAGCAGAUCGAUCUGUGACAGGCGGUGCUUGGUAUCAGGACCAAGAUUUUGAAGUCGAGUUCGUAGAUGUGCUCAACCAACAAUGCCUGCGAUUCCUCCAAAUGAAACGUGAAAGUGCCGAGAAGAAACGCGAUGGACCACUGGCGUUUAAGCAAAUGUCCUGCUGUACUGUGAAAGAAGUGCACAAAUUCAUAUCAGAUUUGGGUAUCAGUAAAGUCAAUCUGGAUGAGGAUGACUUAGAGACAAUAUUGAAAACCGUUGUGUACGAUGGCAACGCAGAACGUAUUCUACAAUCAGAUGGCACGUACGUUUAUCGUGCGGUAAAUUUACCUCUGCCGGCACCUGGUUUUGUGCAAAUGCCGUGUGGCAUAUGCCCUGUGAUCAAGAAUUGCUCCAAUUGUGGUGAUGUGACCGCUAUUAAUUGCCAAUAUAUGAAUGAAUGGUUAGAUUAAAUAUGCAAUGACCUAAAAUAUUUGUUA
This is a messenger RNA of Drosophila arizonae, 941 nucleotides long. It is a transcript of the gene Polr3F, whose product is annotated as RNA polymerase III subunit F. The record is from RefSeq and is a predicted model, not a curated record. Gene Ontology annotation, cellular component: RNA polymerase III complex. Gene Ontology annotation, biological process: transcription by RNA polymerase III. NCBI's taxonomy places the organism in Eukaryota, Metazoa, Arthropoda, Insecta, Diptera, Drosophilidae.